CAUAUUCAGCUGGUUAAAUCAUUAUGAAGCACAGAAAACAUAUAAAAGUAUAAACCACGUACGUGAUUCAUGAAGCACAGAAAAACCACGACGUUGAACUAAGGCGUAGUUGCGAAUCGCCAGUAACCCAAUGAAUAUGGCACCGGAAGUUCCUGCUAUUCUAGUUCUGGGUCCACCGCUCGUUUUCAAAGCCUACGAAAGCGCUUUUUCUCAGAAAUUUAAUUUCCUGAAACCAUGGGAGAAACCUAUCCCCCUCCACCAAUUUAUCUCCACUCAUUCAUCUACCGUGAAAGCAAUUUUUUGUUCUGCUGUCAGUCCGGUCACCUCUGACAUCAUCCAAAGCCUUCCGGAGCUCAGAUUUGUGUUGGCCAGUUCAACCGGCGUCAACCAUAUUGACAUCCGAGAAUGCAAACGCCGUGGAAUUGUUGUCGCAAAUGCAGGGUCGACUUUUUCAGAAGAUGUUGCAGACAUGGCGGUAGGGUUGUUGAUUGAUGUGCUCAGAAGAAUCAGUGUUGGUAAUCGUUUUGUGAAAUCUGGUGUUUGGCGUAGGGAUGGAGACUACCCUCUUGCUCAUAAGUUAAGUGGGAAGCAAGUUGGGAUUGUUGGAUUAGGGAGCAUCGGCCUUGAUAUCGCCACAAGACUUAAAGCCAUGGGUUGCAUCAUCUCGUACACAUCAAGAACCAUGAAACCACACGUCACGUUCCCUUUCUAUCCUACAAUUCAUCGGCUUGUAGCAAACUGCAAGAUCCUAAUCAUUUCUUGUGCAUUAACAGAGGAAACACGACACAUGAUUGAUAGAGAAGUGAUGUUGGUUUUAGGAAAGGAAGGAAUCAUCGUUAACAUUGCAAGAGGAGCAAUCAUCAAUGAAAAAGAACUAAUCGAGUGUUUGGUGAAAGGGGAGAUCGGUGGUGCUGGUUUGGAUGUUUUUGAAAAUGAGCCUAACUUCCCUCAAGAGCUAUUCCCAUUGGAUAAUGUUGUGUUGACACCUCAUCAUGGCGCUGUGACUGAAGAGGCGUGUAGAGAUCUUUAUGAUCAUGUAUGUAAGAAUCUUCAUGCGUUCUUGGCAAACGAAUCCUUAGAGUGUGAGGUCGAUAUGUGAACUAUCAUACUUGUUUAUGAACAGUUGGUUUUGACGAAUUUUAAUAAAUCCUCUUACG
This is a messenger RNA of Lactuca virosa, 1157 nucleotides long. NCBI's taxonomy places the organism in Eukaryota, Viridiplantae, Streptophyta, Magnoliopsida, Asterales, Asteraceae. The record is from the annotation of a GenBank genome assembly.